AUGGCCAUCCUGGUCCCCUUCUCCUGGGCUUCUGCUCCUCAGCAUCGAGGGCCACAGAGCUGGCUCCGUCUUUGUUCAGAGUCUGUCUGUAGGAUUCUGAGCGGAUCAUUGAAGGGCCGCCUGCCUCAGUCCCUCCUCUGUCACCCCAGCUGCCUCAGGGUGGUUGUAACUGUCUGGAGAGACCGUGCCUCAGAUGGGCUGGUCACAAGUCUGCGCCCACUGAAUUUGGGGAGGAGGGUCCCAGCAGGCGGGCCCGGGAGAGAUCAGCAAAAGCUUCCUGCAGGCCAUGGUGGGGGAGGGCAAAGUCAUGGGGGAGACGGAGCGCUGGGAAAGCUCAGGAGGGGCUGGGGGGUGGGACACGAGAGGGAGAGGGACCCGGACUUCCGGAAGGCCCAAGGGCCCGUCUUUGUAGGCGGGCAUUGUGGCCCCCUCGGGCACACAGGAGGAAUUCUUGGGAGACAUUGCUUUUCCACUUUCUCUCCACAGGAAGGUGUGAAAACUGAGAACGAUCACAUCAACCUGAAGGUAGCCGGGCAGGAUGGGUCAGUGGUCCAGUUCAAAAUUAAGCGUCACACACCUCUGAACAAAUUAAUGAAGGCCUAUUGUGAGAGACAGGGCUUGUCAAUGAGACAGAUUCGGUUCCGAUUUGAUGGACAACCAAUCAAUGAGACGGACACCCCUGCACAGCUGGAGAUGGAGGACGAAGACACGAUUGACGUGUUCCAGCAGCAGACAGGGGGAGCGUGGUAGGCGCCGGGGCCGGGGCCGGGCCCUCCCGGCCCUUCCUCGGGAAUUGUGGGAUCCUUCCGCCCCUGCGGAGGACACGGAUCCAGACUUGGCUCUCUCUGACCCGGCGGGCGUCGUCCUCGUGACUCGCGACGACCCUCGCGGGGACGCCACCACACCUCCAAUUGGGCCCAUGUGGAAUGUUCUCUUUGCUGAAGUAAAAGAUUCUUGCUUGUUUGUCUUCACUUUCCUUCCUUCUCUCCCCCCUUUGCUUUGGGGGCCCGGGUGCCGGCCCCCGCGCUUGGGAUGCUUUCUGGGCUGAAUCGUCUAAUCAUGUAAAUACUCCAGUCUAGUCAUGGCAGGGGGAGGGCCGGCGGGUGGCCAUCAGCCCCAUCACGGCAAAUCGCUGAUCCAUCGGCCAGGCCCCUCAGAGGAGGCCGGGGCCCUGCCCGGGUGCGCGGGCCGCUCCCCUGCCCCCAGCUGCCCCUCCCCGGGCAGCCCGGGGGACCGAGGUGGGCCCGGCCCAGCGUCCUGCGUGGGGCCCCUGGGGGGGGUCGUGUUGGCCCCGGCGGGCCCUGGGGGCCGUUCCCGUCUCGAUGUGUCUCUGCUGGUGUGACCCUGCCUGCUAAAGGGGCUCUCUGUGGGCACUCGCGUCUGUGCUCGGGCCUGUCUCCUUUCUGAUUUGUACGUCCUUUGUUGUCCUUUACUACUGUACACAGUAAAUAUAGUUUGGUACUCUG
This is a messenger RNA of Sarcophilus harrisii (Tasmanian devil), 1466 nucleotides long. RefSeq names its product small ubiquitin like modifier 3 (gene SUMO3). The record is from RefSeq and is a predicted model, not a curated record. Bases 1 to 750 code for a protein of 249 amino acids. Gene Ontology annotation, cellular component: nucleus. Gene Ontology annotation, molecular function: ubiquitin-like protein ligase binding; protein tag activity. Lineage: Eukaryota; Metazoa; Chordata; Mammalia; Dasyuromorphia; Dasyuridae. Gene Ontology annotation, biological process: protein sumoylation. The transcript is spliced from 4 exons.